AUGUCUACCACUACACUCGACGCCUCGUCCCCGAGCGCCUAUGGGUCCUCUGAAACAGCUCUGCUUCUCCUUGAUUGGUACACCCUAUUCAUCGAGAAGGUUGCUGGUCCGUCUGCUGAGCCAGCCUUGAAGGUCGCAGUUGAACUCCGAAACUGGGCCAAGACUCACAACAUCACCGUUGUCCACUGCCUUAUCGACGCAAACGGCACUCCCUUCCCGGCCUGCAAAGGCGUGGAUCGCUUCCAAGGGCUCUUGGAGAUUAUGAAGAGCCUGGAACAGCCCGAACCAGCUGAACUUCGGGCUGAUGACAAAGACGAGCUCACCUUUCACCGGGUCCCGGGACAUAUCUCGGCGCUCAAGUCCCCAGGCUUACUUGAUUAUCUGAAGGAGAAGGGCAUCAAGUCUCUUGUUCUCUCCGGUUUGAGCACUUCUGGCUGUGUUCUGAGAACGGCAGUCACAGCAACAGAUGCUGAAUUUGCGACAACAGUCAUCAGCGACGCUUGUGCUGAUGGGGAUGGAGAGCUUCACCGGGUUAUCUUGGAUAAGAUCAUUCCUUCUCGGGGCCACGUGAAGAGUGCUGCAGAUUUUCAGAAGGAAUUUGAAGGGGCUCAGAAUGUUUGAACUGGAGAUCUGAGACUGGCGCGACGUGUGACAAGUUCAGAAUCAGGGGAAUCUCAACGAAGCGAGACCAAGACA
Molecule: messenger RNA, 696 nt
Organism: Fusarium odoratissimum NRRL 54006
Lineage: Eukaryota; Fungi; Ascomycota; Sordariomycetes; Hypocreales; Nectriaceae
Exons: 1
Coding region: 1-621 (206 amino acids)
Source: RefSeq, a predicted model, not a curated record